Messenger RNA from Stegostoma tigrinum, 1594 nucleotides. It is a transcript of the gene tmem255a, whose product is annotated as transmembrane protein 255A. The transcript has 10 exons. NCBI's taxonomy places the organism in Eukaryota, Metazoa, Chordata, Chondrichthyes, Orectolobiformes, Stegostomatidae. The record is from RefSeq and is a predicted model, not a curated record. Bases 76 to 1176 code for a protein of 366 amino acids.
AGUAAAGGGACAACAUGGCCUGACUGUGCUGUAUUUGUGGAGGUUUGGGGAGAGGUGCGGUCUGAGCAGCUCAGGAUGCAGCGGCCACUGAGUCAGCAGCAGAGUGCAUUGACCCUACACGACUCUGUGGGAUUGUUCAAUAAAAGGAAGAAAGCUUCUCUCCUGGUGAGCGGUGCCCUUCUUGUAGCCUCAUUGUUGAUUCUAACUGUCGGCUUGGCAGCCACUACAAGAACUCUGAACGUUUCAGUUGGAGGCUAUUACCCGGGCGUCAUUCUUGGCUUCGGAUCAUUUCUUGGACUGAUUGGUGCAAAUCUGCUUGAAAAUAAAAGACAGAUGCUGGUGGCCUCGAUCGUGUUCAUCAGUUUUGGCGUUGUGGCGUCUUUCUGUUGUGCCAUUGUUGAUGGUGUAUUUGCUGCCAGACAUAUUGAUAUCAAACCCUUCCAUGCAGGGAGAUGUCAGUAUUAUUCCAGUGAUAACUCAUAUCCUUCAGAUGACUACAGUGCAGAGUUUGGUUCCUACCCUUCAUUUCCGUCUAACUCCAUAUCUCUGCCGCUGGCUGAAGAACAGACAAGAUGCCCCUACAGUGCCUCGUUUUGGAAAGGCCUGUCACAUCAUAUGCCAUUUCAGGUGACGUGCCCGAGUCAGUCGCGUGCUCCCUGCAUACUGAAAAUAAAGAGCAAUACCUGUUACUGUUGUGACCUUUAUAAAUGCGGCAGCCGAGAAACAUUGGGUGGCUACUACGAAUAUAACGAUGUCGGGAGCUGCCAAGAGGUUAUCCACCUGUACCACUUGCUGUGGUCAUCAACAAUCCUCAACAUUGUCGGCUUGUUUCUUGGGAUUAUCACAGCAGCAGUCCUUGGAUCCUUUAAAGAUAUGCAGACACCAACUGCUUCUCAGAUCACCUAUGCACCUGAGCCUCCAACUCCACCCAUAAUGUAUGAUCCUGGACAGCAGGUACUAGCCUACACAAACUUCUAUUCUGGGCCUCCACAUCUGCCACCUUACAGUCCAUAUGAUAUUCAGCAUCCCAGCAUAUUCUCAGCCUCCACGCCAUCUGAUGAUUCACAGUCUAUUUCACAGUCUGCUUCAAGUUACAUGUGGCCGCCAAACACUCCUCCUCGCUACUCGCCAGCAUACUUCCCACCCGAUGAAAAGCCACCACCCUACACACCGUAGAUCUCUCCUUAUUUUCGUCAUCAUUACAGACUUUGAUCCUUUUGAAGACCUUCAUGGCAAAGGCAUCGUCCACACAGAUCACUUCGUGACCUCUAUGUGCAUACUUUUACACAGUGAUGUGUUUAUAGAAACUCUUCUGUUAAAACAAAGCCAUAAACAUAUCAUUCUGCUACUUGUUAAGGGUAUGUUAAUCCUAAUUUGUUGGAAAAUGAUGCUCUUAUACUUUAGAGUGUAAUUAAAAGAAAUCAGAAAUUUGGAAAGCUAUACCAUUCGCACUAUCAGAUCAACCAUGAUCAAAUUAAAUGGCCGAACAGAAGUAAGGGGCUGAAUGGUCUACACUUGUUCCUAUAUUCCAGUAUUGAUAAUUUAUCAAUUAAGCUGUGCAAAUAUAUAAUUUAAAAGUAAAAGAUCAAUUUUA